Messenger RNA from Penicillium cataractarum, 1110 nucleotides. RefSeq names its product transmembrane protein UsgS (gene usgS). The transcript has 5 exons. NCBI's taxonomy places the organism in Eukaryota, Fungi, Ascomycota, Eurotiomycetes, Eurotiales, Aspergillaceae. The record is from RefSeq and is a predicted model, not a curated record. The coding region runs from base 1 to 1110 and encodes 369 amino acids.
AUGGAGAAGGGCUUGACCAUGUCCAAUUUUGAGCCCAAUGCGGUCAUCCGCGGCUUUCAGCUCACUGUUGUAGGAACUGUUCGGGCUUUGCAGAACCCUGAUCUCUUCAAGUAUGAGCAUUUCCGUCAAGCGGCUCUCGCUGUGGGCGUGGGAGUUGUCAUUCAGCUUAUUGUCCAGAUCCCGAUAAUUGUCUUAAAGCUUGCCCUGUAUAUACUCUCGUGGAUCAUCAAUUUGGACCAUGCUACAUGGGACGAUAAACUCUUGGGGGGCAUGGAAUUCAUGUCCAAGUCUGUGCUUCAGGUGCCAUUCCUCUUGAUGACUCUGAUGGGAUACGUGACUCCCACACUGGAUGAAAUUUUCAUGCAAUCGAUCGAGUGGGUUGACACCACAUACAUCCAAAAGCACAAAUCCGAGAACCCCGAUACCCUGCGUGCCAUGUACUACCCUAGCUUGGUCAUGUACCCAACCAAGGGCAGCGCUCGAUCCCCACGCCCUAAGACUGAGGCUAUCAUGAUGUUCCUUCAUCGAUAUGCUAAAAGAAUGGGAAUGCUUCUCGGACUCUACCUGCUUUCUCUGGUCCCUGUUAUUGGUCGAUUCGUGAUGCCCGCAACAAGUUUCUACACGUUCCGCAGUCAUGUCGGCACAGCUCCUGCUGCUGUCAUCUUCGGCGUGGGGUUGAUCCUUCCAAAGGCGUUUAUCGUCAAAUUCCUUCACACGUACUUUGCGUCGAGAAGUUUGAUGCGCGAACUCCUUGAGCCGUACUUCCGCCGUAUUAAAUUCACGCCUGAACAAAAGCGCCGCUGGUUCCGUGACAGGGAAGGGGUAUUGUUUGGAUUUGCCUUUGCUUUUACGGUAGUGCUGAAGACUCCCUUUAUCGGCGUGCUUAUGUAUGGAGUUGCCGAGGCCUCCACGGCCUACCUUAUCACCAAAAUCACCGACCCACCACCUACCCCUGCAGAAAGUGAAGGUUUCGCAGAGAGUCAAGUGACAUGGAAGAACAAGCAUGACUUCCUCCACUUGUCUCUUGAGAAUAUUGACAAGCUCAAUGUUGUCACAGAUGAAGCUGGAGCUAAGGAAAGCCCCUCCAGCCCUGGAAAAAAGUUCUCUUGA